GCGCCUCCCCACUCAUAUCUGAAGUGUCAGAGCCUGGAGGGGCGGAAAAUGACAAAGGGACAAAAAGAUCGUACUGAGAAGCGCUCCACCAUGCCAGACUCACCUGCGGAUGUGAAGACACAAUCCAGGUUGACUCCGCCCACCAUGCCACCACCUCCAACCACACAGGGUGCCCCCAGGACCAGCUCCUUCACACCCACCACACUAACCAAUGGCACCAGCCACUCUCCCACGGCUUUGAAUGGGGCCCCCUCUCCGCCCAACGGCUUCAGCAACGGGCCUUCCUCCUCCUCUUCCUCCUCGCUGGCCAAUCAGCAGCUCCCUCCGGCCUGCGGCGCCCGGCAGCUCAGCAAGCUGAAGCGCUUCCUCACGACGCUGCAGCAGUUCGGCAACGACAUCUCCCCGGAGAUCGGCGAGAGGGUGCGCACACUCGUGCUGGGCCUCGUGAACUCCACCCUAACCAUAGAGGAAUUCCAUUCCAAACUGCAAGAAGCUACGAACUUCCCACUACGACCUUUUGUCAUCCCUUUUCUGAAGGCCAAUCUGCCGUUACUGCAGCGCGAGCUUCUGCACUGUGCUCGGCUGGCCAAGCAGAACCCGGCCCAGUACCUGGCCCAGCAUGAGCAGCUGCUCCUCGACACCAGUACCACCUCACCCGUGGACUCCUCCGAACUGCUCAUGGACGUCAACGAGAACGGCAAAAGGAGGACUCCUGACAGAACCAAAGAGAACGGCUUCGACCGGGAGGCUUUGCACCCAGACCACCCCAGUAAGAGGCCCUGCACGAUCAGCCCCGGCCAGCGCUACAGCCCCAGCAACGGGCUCUCCUACCAGCCCAACGGCCUGCCUCACCCGACGCCGCCCCCACCUCAGCACUACCGCCUGGACGACAUGGCCAUCGCGCACCACUACAGGGACUCCUACAGGCACCCCAACCCUCGCGACCUCAGGGACCGCACCAGGCCUCUGGGGAUGCACGGCACGCGACAGGAAGAAGUAAUCGAUCACAGACUCACCGACAGGGAGUGGGCGGAGGAGUGGAAGCACCUUGACCAUGUAAGAAAACUGCUGAACUGCAUCAUGGACAUGGUGGAGAAGACCCGGCGCUCCCUCACGGUGCUCCGCCGCUGCCAGGAGGCCGACCGGGAGGAGCUCAACUAUUGGAUCCGCAGAUACAGCGACGCGGAGGACCUGAAGAAAGGCAGCAGCAGCAGCAGCCAGUCCAGACAGCAGAGUCCGGCUAGCCAGGACGCCUCCACACCAGGUGCUGAGCCAGGCCGACCAGAAAUACACAGGGAGCUGCUCCACAGACCGGUGUCAGGAUACGUGCCUGAAGAGAUCUGGAAAAAAGCUGAAGAGGCUGUGAAUGAGGUUAAAAGGCAGGCCAUGUCGGAGCUGCAGAAGGCGGUGUCGGAGGCGGAGCGUAAGGCCCACGAGAUGAUCAGCACAGAGAGGGCCAAAAUGGAGCGCACGGUCGCCGAGGCCAAGCGGCAGGCGGCAGAGGACGCUCUGUCUGUCAUCAACCAGCAGGAGGACUCCAGUGAGAGCUGUUGGAACUGCGGGCGCAAGGCGAGCGAGACCUGCAGCGGCUGCAACACGGCGCGGUACUGCGGCUCCUUCUGCCAGCACAAGGACUGGGAGAAGCACCACCACGUGUGCGGACAGACUCUGCAGGCCCAGCAGGCCGAGGCCCCUGCCACGGUCAGCUCCUCGGCCGCGUCCAGCAGCGGGGCGGGCAGCCCAGUGGACACCCCGCCCGCCGCCACUCCCCGCUCCACCACCCCGGGCACGCCCUCCACCAUAGAAGCCACGCCGCGCUAGAGCGGCCCGAGCCCGGCCCCGCCCCUCCCUCCCCGUAAAACUCUUUCACUUUCCUCAUUCGCUCAAAGAUUUUAAACUAAGAUGCUACAAAGAGAGAGGACUUGUCUUGGAGUAGACGUUUGACACAGAAGGCCAAUAACGGGUCAUAUUGACUUGCCAUGAAAAAGAACACAAAGAUAUUCUUUGUUUUUAUUAUUAAUGUCAUUGUUGUUACUAUUAAUAUUAUUAUCAUUGUUGUUGCUAUUUUAGUUCCCUGUAAAUACAAAAAAAGGAGCCUGAAGAGACAGCAGAGAAUUGCAGACGAGUACAUUUGACCUCCCCUCUGUUCUUUUUCCAGUAGCUGGGAUCUGAAACUAGUUGACCUCAUUAAUAGACGCUUUACCAAACAGCAAACCAAGGGAUUACUAAUUGCUGUUGAAAGCUACAAGGAUAAUAUGCUCUGUGAUAAAGAGACACAUUUGUUUUGAACAAUAAGCGAGGGAGGGGAAGAGAGAAUAAGAAAAACAUCCUCAAGGGCACGAGUGUUGGACGGAGGGGGCGUAAACAUUUUGCUGGGAAUACGGCGGGCAUCCUAUGGUUACUGUCUGAACUCCGGGCGCCCUCAAAGAAAUACUCAGAUGUGCACCAGAUUGGAAAGAAACCCAGAUGUUCAUCCUUUUUUUUCCCCCGACUUCAGAAAGAAGCGUAAUAAUGUCCAGGUCAACGGCUCGAGAAAGAAAAGGGGUUUUGCAGCAGGGUGGACACGCGCAAAGGAAUAUAGCGCCGGAUCGGGGAAGGGAAACACACAAAACACACGUUCACGUUUUAAACGCGUCCCUUCCGGUCCCGGAACAGAACGGUAAAGUCAGCCUUCCCCGGCGUGGCGAGACGGAGCCUCACUUUGACGUCAUCUGGAAGCAGAGGGCUGAAAAACACCAGAUCCAUCCUGGAUACAGCUCUGCCCCCUUAAAUGUGUUACACUCGCUCAGCCCUGAUUUUCUCUUUGGUUUUCUAAAUAGUCCUCAUGGUGUAAAAAGAAAAAAAAAACACAUGUCCUGUGCAGUUUCCAAUGGUGAUUUAUUGUAUAUGUGUUGGACAAUUGUGAAGAUGCAUAGUAGAUUAACCAUGCCCACAACUUUAGGCUCUUUGUUUCUAGUCGGUGCAAAAAGAAAAGUUAUCCUAUCCGAGCUGCUUUUAUAUUUGUAUGUAUUAGUGAUAGUUCUCUAGUAGUUCUACCAGAAGGAAAAUUCUUUUUUUUUGUUGUCCUCAAGAAAACUCUCAGAGCUGCUACUUCACUCUAUUCAGAUCUUUUUCUGAGAACUAGCAUGCUUCAUGGAAUGCUAACAUAAAUGUUUUGUACAAGGGAUGUACAUAAAUGUAUUUGCACUGUCACAAGGACUCUAGGCAUGCAUCUUUUGGCAAACUCUUUCGGUAUAGUUCCAUUUCACACUGAUUUAAUCUGUAGUAUUAGCGUGAUUUUUUUUUUCUGUAAUAAGGAAAAUGUAACAAAAUCCACUAUUGUUGGUGAUGUUUUCUGAGCAAAAUAAGACAUCAUAACUUCUUUCUUUUUACUUAAGGGCCGUGCAUGCACAUCACUGAACGUUUGUUAAGUAUUGUUGUUUUUACUAAAAAAAAGAGAAAAAAAAGAAAAAAACUAAGAAACUAACGUUCCAAAUGCAGAGGUGUAGAUUGACAGCUUUAACACUGCUGAAUGCCAGGUUACACAGUAUUACAAAAGAAUUAAAACAUGGAAGUCAGCCAAAGACAGACACGAAGGACCAAAAUCUGAUUUUCUUCAAGUCAAAAGAGAUACACUCAAAUGCACGAUUAUUUAUUUUUGUUUUAACCAAGCUAUCAUCAGGUGAAACCAGUUUCAGCAAUGUUUUAAUAAAGAAAAAAAAAAAAAACCUUUAACCCUUUCCUGUCCAGAACCAAGACCGGCACUGCUCAACCAGUUUGGGGGAAAUAAUGGUGAAGGAAGUGGAUAGGUGCACUUCACACAGAUGUUAGAUGCUUCCCUUACACGCAGUAGGAUGUGUUCUGAAAAAAGAGCAAUAAUAUCCACGGUAGCUGAAAAUCUUAUGAGGCUUCCAUUCAACAGAAAAUUAUAAAUGAUAAAGAGUUUUUAGAUUCUUCAUCUUACGUUUUGCUUUGCUUGGAUAUUCAUCAUUUGUGGUUUCAACCCUCAAGAGUACUUGCAUAAUACUGGAAAUUUUAAAGCAGUGCAUUUUUUGUUUUAAUAUUUUUUAAGAACACCAAUAAAUGCCACAAUAUUAAUUUUUUUCUUGCUAAAUGCUGUUUAUUUUUGCACAGCGUAACAGAAUUAUUAUAGAACAGCAUAAAUCAACUUCAACCCAGUCAGCAGUGGGAAGGAAGAGGGUAACUGACAAGCACUUAUUCACUUACACAGCAAGUUUUUCUCCCAAUAACCAUGGUGCUAAUAGACGUGUGUUUGACCUUUGACCUCAUGGAGGUGGCCUGAUGGUGGCUUCGAGCAGUCUGAUCGGUGGGAUUCUCAUACACGCCCACGGUGUAAGCCUACGUUCUAGACUCUAAAGGGUUAAAUAAUCCAAAAAGGUGUCUGACACCCAGUUACGUUUCCUCAGAAGCUGUGAUUUUACGUGAAACGGCUAAGCCAUUUCAACACUAGUGUAUUGUGUAUUUCAAGAAAAAAAAAAAUAAUAAAAGGAUCAGUGUGUUACGUUAUUGCAUUUCAGGGCAACCUGGGUAAAAAAAAAAAAUUAAAAAGGAAGACAAAAAAAGAAGCGAAUAAAUAAAGCUGAAAACUCCUUGAAGCUCUAUCUCCUUCUCUCCUCUCCUCUACUUCUGUUUUGCUACAAGAUCCUCAGUGGCAAAAGUUUCACUCUACCUCUGACAGCAUGUUAAUAGCACCAGUUGCUGAACAGAUACUGGUCUAGUCAAACCAAAUGGGCACAAGAGAACAGGAAAAAAACCAAAACUUUAAGCUCAUACAGCUGCAAAACCAUAUCACUACUUGGUAACAAUGCAGACCUCAUAAAACGAAUGAAGAAAAGUGAGAAAAAAAAGAAGAAGAAAAAAGAACUUUUGUUAUGUUCCUUUAUGCUUGUCACAUAUACAGAUCACCCGAAGUAUAAUUUGUAGGUAUAACGAAUUAAAGACCGUGACUUAAAAGAAGAUGUUGACUCUAUUUGAUGUAGUCAAAACAGUGGUCGCUGAUGGGAAAUAUGGUGUCCUCAUUUUAUCCCUCUUUCUCGCUCUCUCUCUCCUCUCUCCUCUCUCCUCUCUCUCUCUCUCUCUGUCUCUCUCUCGCUUUUCUCUGUUGUUAGACAUGCUAUGGUAGGCCGCCUGUCGAUGUGUAGGCUCAUAUCAUGGGGAUUCUUUUUUUAAAAAAAAUAAUUCAAAGUGUUUAAAAUAAUGAAGGCUGGUAAAAUGACGCAUGCCUGUUUCGAUGAUGUAUCAAGGUGGGGGAAAAGUUACUGCAAUUUCCAGUUUGUAUAAUACAUAAAUAAUUUUUAAAAAAUUGUUGGAGGUGGUGGAAA
Molecule: messenger RNA, 5321 nt
Organism: Megalops cyprinoides (Indo-Pacific tarpon)
Lineage: Eukaryota; Metazoa; Chordata; Actinopteri; Elopiformes; Megalopidae
Gene: runx1t1
Product: RUNX1 partner transcriptional co-repressor 1
Exons: 11
Coding region: 49-1821 (590 amino acids)
Biological process (GO): DNA-templated transcription; negative regulation of DNA-templated transcription
Cellular component (GO): nucleus
Molecular function (GO): transcription corepressor activity
Source: RefSeq, a predicted model, not a curated record